AUGCUGAGAAAUAUUGAAUUAGCUAAAGUUAGCAUAAAAAAUUUAAAGCAAUUAAAUGAAGAUAAAAAAAAUGUCAUUGUUCAGGGUUUUGUUAAAAAAAUUCAUAAACAAAGUAAUGUAUUUUUUGCCCAUAUCUCUGAUGCCUUUUCAAAUGAUCAAAUUCAAGCUGUGAUACCAAGGGAGAUAGUGAAAAAAAUUAAUGCCGGAACGUCUAUUGAAAUUAGUGGUGACUGGUUAAAAAGUUUAGGUAAACAACAAAAUUUUGAAUUAGUUGCUAAUAGUUGUAAAAUUUAUAAUAUUAAUCAAAGUCAAAUUAUUAAAGGGUCCAGUGAUUCAUUAAGAAAAUCACCACAUUUAAGGCCUGGUUUUCCAGGAUUUGCCAAUAUUUUAAAACUGCGUUCAAAGAUAAAUUAUCUAACACAUAAAUAUUUUUAUGAAAAUAAUUUUAUACAUAUUGAUACACCAUUAUUUUCAUUAAAUGAUUGUGAAGGAGCUGGUGAAACAUUUGUUGUUAAGGCACAAAAUGAUAAUGAUUUUUUUGGUGAUGAUGAAAUUUACCUUCCUGUUAGUGGACAACUUCAUCUUGAAGCAUGUGCUGGUCCUUUGACAAAAGUAUAUACAUUAAAUGGAGCAUUUAGAGCAGACAAAAGUUUAACACGUCAACAUAUGGCUGAAUUUAGAAUGCUCGAAGUUGAAGUAGGAUUUUGUGACGAUACCGAAAUAUUAUGUAAUAUAGUUGAAGAUUAUAUAAAGUAUUUACGAAAUAAUUUAUUAGAAGAUGAUGAAGAUAUUAAAGAAAUUCAAAGAACAUUUUCUGAUAAAAAUAGGAAAAAAAGUUUAAUAGAAAUUGUAAGUGAUAAACAGUUCCCAAGAAUUAAUUAUGAAGAAUGUGUAGACAUAUUAAAAAAAUUAAAAAAAAAAUCUACGUGUAAUGGUUUUAAUAAGGAUGAAGAAUUUACACUACUUAAAUAUUUUAAUUCACCCUUUUUCAUAUUAAAUUUUCCUUCCAAUCAAAAACCUUUUUAUAUGAAAAGAUUUAAUAGUAAUGAUAAUGUAUAUACUAAAAGUUUUGAUUUUUUAUCACCAUUUGUUGGAGAGUUAGCUGGUGGUUCAAUUAGGGAAGAUUCAAUUGAAGAAUUAGAGAAACAUAAUAUAAAAAAUAUAAGUUGGUAUGUUGAAUUGAGAAAACAUGGAUAUCCAAUAACUGGGGGCUUUGGUAUAGGAAUUGACAGGUUAAUACAAUCAAUGUUUGCUAUAGCUAGCAUUAAAGAUACAAUACCAUUCCCACGAUACUACAAACAUUGUAAAUGUUAA
This is a messenger RNA of Strongyloides ratti, 1314 nucleotides long. RefSeq names its product Probable asparagine--tRNA ligase, mitochondrial. Lineage: Eukaryota; Metazoa; Nematoda; Chromadorea; Rhabditida; Strongyloididae. Bases 1 to 1314 code for a protein of 437 amino acids. The transcript has 2 exons. The record is from RefSeq and is a predicted model, not a curated record. Gene Ontology annotation, molecular function: ATP binding; asparagine-tRNA ligase activity. Gene Ontology annotation, cellular component: mitochondrion. Gene Ontology annotation, biological process: asparaginyl-tRNA aminoacylation.